Molecule: messenger RNA, 954 nt
Organism: Heterocephalus glaber (naked mole-rat)
Lineage: Eukaryota; Metazoa; Chordata; Mammalia; Rodentia; Bathyergidae
Gene: Or6p1
Product: olfactory receptor family 6 subfamily P member 1
Biological process (GO): G protein-coupled receptor signaling pathway
Cellular component (GO): membrane
Molecular function (GO): olfactory receptor activity; G protein-coupled receptor activity
Source: RefSeq, a predicted model, not a curated record
AUGAAAAAUUCAAGUGGAACCCAUGUUGAGGAGUUUGUCUUGGUGGGUUUCCCUACCUCUCCACUUCUCCAGCUGCUCCUCUUUGUCUUCUUUUUUGCAUUCUAUCUGUUGACACUGUUGGAGAAUGCACUCAUCAUUUCUAUGAUCUGGCUCACUCCAAGCCUUCAUCGCCCCAUGUACUUUUUCCUUGGACAUCUCUCCUUCCUGGAACUAUGGUACAUCAGUGUUACUGUUCCUCGCCUGUUGGGAGCCUUUCUCACUCAGGAUGGUAGAGUCUCCUAUGUAGGCUGCAUGACUCAACUCUACUUCUUCAUUGCUUUAGCCUGCACAGAAUGUGUCCUGCUGGCGGUUAUGGCUUAUGACCGCUAUCUGGCCAUCUGUGAACCCCUCCGUUACCCUAGUCUCAUGCCUUCCAGUCUAGCCACUUGUCUUGCAGCUGCCUCUUGGGGUAGUGGCUUCUUCAGUUCCAUGAUGAAGCUUCUUUUCAUUUCCCGACUGUCCUACUGUGGAUCCAACAUCAUAAACCACUUUUUCUGUGAUAUCUCCCCCCUCCUCAAUCUCACCUGCUCUGACAAGGAGCAAGCAGAGCUAGUGGACUUCCUCCUGGCUUUGGUGAUGAUUCUACUCCCUCUAGUGGCCGUGGUGUCAUCAUAUGUUGCCAUCAUUGUCACCAUUUUGAAGAUCCCCACUGCCCAGGGGCGCCACAAAGCCUUCUCCAUUUGUACCUCUCACCUGGCAGUGGUUGUUAUCUACUACUCCUCCACUCUUUUUACCUAUGCACGGCCCCGGGCCAUGUAUACCUCCAAUCACAACAAAAUCAUCUCUGUACUCUACACUGUCAUUGUGCCAUUCCUCAACCCAGCCAUCUACUGCCUGAGAAACAAGGAAGUGAAGGAUGCCUUCAGGAAGACAGUGCUAGGCAGGUGCCACUAUCCUAGGGAUGUCCCAGACUGA